UCACUGUUGUCGGUGUCGAUGCUGUCUUCGCACUUCGUCUCACGGGAAGUAGGAGUAGGGACGAGUAGUUCGAACUGCAUUUAGACCCUAAUUAUUAUUUUUGUCUUGAUCUUAUGAUCAGGCAGACUGUAGAUAAAACAGCAGCGUACAGCUAGCUAGCUAGGUGUCGCUAGCACUGUCAUACGGCCAUUACGGGCUGUCAGCUAGCUACGACCAUCGUGUCGGUGUUCAGAAGAAUCAUCAUUUUGGUCAUAAGCGACCGGAACGCAUGCACCCCAAAUCGACGUAGAUCAUAGACAGCGUGUGAAGCCCGAUGAUGGCAGGUUGGAUAUGCCCGCUCCGUCUUCUUGUUCCUUUCCUUUCCUUAUGUUCCCUAGCAUCAGCUGAGACCUUCACGCUGCAUGGACAGGCGAGCUAUCUACAUUUUGACUACCCAUCAGAUGCAGGCGAAACAGCAGACACUGGAUGGAGUGCGAACUUCCAGCUCCGCACCGACAGCGUCAACGGUUUCGUGUUCGGCAUCUUUGCCAACGGUGUCGUGGCGUCGGUGGAGCUGCAUGAUGGCCAACUCGUACUGACCACGCGACCCGGGGAAGCUCAGCACUACGACGCUUCCCAACUUCUGGACGGCACCUUCAAGGAUUGGACGAUUGCACAAGCCGCGGAUGACCUGGUAACAACCGUCAGUGUUCGAUCGAGUAGUGGAGAUCAGAUCUUCACCGCCAACGCCACCUCCGAACAGAAACUGGAGGCAGCGGCGGCGGAGGUUUUCAUCGGCGGCACAGGUGCGCAUUCCGGCUACCAACUGAGUAGUCCUCCUCUGGCAGCAUGCGUUGAAGACGUACGUUUGCCGUCAUCUGGCGAGGUGACGGACCCCAGUGACUUGCUUGCUGUGGCUGGAUCAUGUGAGUGGUGCGAUUCGUCACAGUGCCAAGCGGGAACAACCUGCUUUGCGGAGGCCAGUGCGGCGGGUUGCAAUUGCGCCGACAGCGGAAAAUCUGGAACGAAAUGCGGCCAAGAUGCAAUUAUUGCUAGCUUUCCUGAACGAGCGCGCUGGUCCAAGCAGCUGAACAACGGUCGUGAGGAGUACUGCAACUCGACGACAGAUCGCGACAUCUACGUGCAGGUGAAAACGCUGAGCGGCAAUGGCACGCUACUCCGUCUUGUCCGCGACGGCGAUGAAGAGAUCACCGCCAUUCGUCUGGCGCUCCGUAACGGGUUUGUUGCGGCAGAGCUUGAUCGCGUGGAUGGGGGUGCACCAGUCGUCGUCCAGUCGGCCACCAAGGUCAACGAUAACGCAUGGCACUCGAUACAAGUGACGAUCGGUGACGGUGUGACGCUGAAGGUCGAUGCCGACGUCGCUGUUGCCAGUAGCAAUGCCGGCGAAGCCUUUCCACUGUGUCUCACCGGCCUGCUAGUCGUCGGAGGGGACUUUCCCAACGCCACUGGAAGUGAUUAUGUUGGCUGCAUGCGUGGUCUGCUUGUGGGCUACACUGCGCUGUUUGACCGUCGCUACGACGAUGAAACUGAGAAGCAUCGCGGUGUGGCGCACUACCGACGCCCGUUGCUUAGCGACACGUGCGUCGAGCAUCUGCUGGGGGCGUGCACGGCGGACAACAGCACUAUCUCCAGCGUUUCCCUAAUCCUGAACGACGCUCAGUCCGGCGUCUCCUUCUCCCGUGUGGCAGUGUCUACGCACGCCGAACUAGAGUUCACGUUCCGACUGGAGGAGCACGACGGGCUGCUGCUAUCGGCGUACGGCGACGAUGAUUACCUAUUCGUUCAGAUCGAAGACGCUCAGUUGUGCGUGCUGGCCAGAGCUGGUGGUGCUGGCGCGCAGGGCAUGAAGCUCUGCACGAGCAUAGCGGGCGGAGUGAGCGGCAGCGAGUAUCACCGCGGUCGCCUGCACAAGUCGGGUAGCGCCAUCGACGUCUUUGUGAACAAGCAGCAUGAGGGUACGAUGACGCUCGGCAGCGCGGCGCUGCACGUCGAUCACGAGCUGGUGUGGGGACGACUGGAGUCUCCGUGUGCUGGAGUGGGCAAUCGAUCAACGCUGGCAAAUGCCCCCGAGCUCAAGCCUGGGUACCGCGGUUGCAUCGGAAACUUGCGCAUGAACGGCUUCUGCGUCAGUAGAACGGAGGAUUUCAAGUGCACUUCGUCGGAAGUGAAUACAGCACCAGCGGGAAGUGGUGAUAGUGAACCUCAGUCCGGUGGUAUAUUCAUGGGAUGCCUGCACUACUACUGUGACACUAACGAAUGCAAGAACGACGGACGGUGCGUCAGCCGUCUGACACGCUUCACCUGCAACUGUCGCGAGACCGGCUACUUGGGCGAGCGGUGCGAAACACCUGGUCCAACCCUGACGUUCUUCGGAGGUGAAUCCGUCACUCGAACAGUGCCAAACCUUGAGGUUUCAGAAUUUUUCUUCCUCUACCGAUCGUGGAGGCAAUCUGAUGAAGUUGUUGCUCUGGCAACUGCGUAUGAAGAUGGAGAUGUAGUGGCAUUCAGAAUUUAUCAGGACGGUGAUAGUAUUACAUUUCACAUCCGAACAGCGGAUGGUUGGAAUGUACUGGAGGUUGAGCAACCCGGUUUGAGCACAUCAUUCGAAUACCACAAGGUGAAGAUUCAAAUGAGGGCAUCAUCCGGCGGAGUAGGCACUGACCUGGUAGCCUCAGUGACAGCAGCAGGUGGCAGACCCAAUAGCGAGCGAUUGUAUCUAUUAUUUACUGUCUAUAGUAUAACGCGCGUGGAGUUUGGCGUCAACAGCACAGUCAGCGGUCUCCCGGCGGCCACUGCGUUCCGUGGACACCUGCGUGAGUUUGUCAUCAACAGUGUGGACACGACGGCGGAGGCCGCGGCGCUCAUCCCUCCGACGGUUUCAUCGGCCGAAGUAGGCGAGCUACCAUUCCUCAACUACACGACGUUUUUUGCCACACCGGCGGUUGCCAAGGAGCUGCCGUUGCUAACGCCACUGGAGCGCAUCGUCUUCAGAUUCCGCACCCCGGUGGCCGAUGACGCGGUCUUGUUCGACGCUGAUUUCGUCACACUCCUGCUGAAGCGACGUCGCAUCGUCCUGCUGAUUCGCUCCGUUGCCGAGAACCCGGAGAGCCAAGUGCGCACGUACAUCCGUGAGGCUAGCAAGCUGAACGACCGCGAGUGGCACUCCAUUGACGUGGUCCUCAAUCACACCACACUGGUCGCCACCAUCUCCGUGGACGGCCACCAGACGACGCUGGAGUUUCUCAACAGCGACGUGCUGAAGCCGAACAAGUUGGCGUUCGGCGGCGCGCUGACCACAGCCCGCUACGACGUUCUGCCCGUGAAGCAGGGCUACCAGGGAUGUAUAGAGGCGGUCUGGAUCAACGACGUCUACGCCGAUCUUCACAAGGCUACUGCCCUGAACAGGUUCAGCGACUCCGACAUCUUGGAAAGAUGUCCAGCGUGUUUGCCGAUCUCGCCAUGUUACAAUGAGGGUGUGUGUGUCGAUAAUCUGGACGAGUCCUAUACAUGUCAAUGUUCAGGGACUGGGUUCGUGGGACCACGCUGUUUGCAAGAGGCAACGACUGCGACGGUGAAACAGAACACCACACUGACACUGGACCUUGCUAUCGAGGAGGCCACUCCACGGUCGCUUGUCUUCUUGUACCGUAGCUGGGAGCAAGACAGCACCAUGGUCAAUCUGGCCACGCUACGCAGCACAGACAGUUCCCCCACUGUACUAAUUCAGCAGGUGGCGAGUGGCAUACGUGUUCUGGUAGCGGCCGCUGGGGCGGGAGCGGCGGAUCUGAUCGAAGCAGCAACCAUACCGAUCUCUGACGUUUCGACAUUCGAGUACAAGAAGAUCUCGGUGUCAUUUCCGAAACCGGGUGACGCAGCAGCGAACCAGUUCAACGUCACCGUUGACUCCGGGUCCCCAGUUGGCGUAGAUCUGCCUGGUAGCCCGCUGCAGUUGGGAUCGAUUGAGUUUGGUUUGCCGCUGCGAGGCGGAGCAGCCGCUGACGGAGCUUCACUUUCCGGUCAUCUCCGCGACGUUCUGUAUAAUCAUUACAGUGUGGUCGACGCCAUCUCCAAUGGCGACCGACAAGUCACUUCGAACGCGACGGUCGGCGAGGAGACGUUCACGGAUUACGUCAUACACUACCUCGUCGGCGGGUCGCAUCACCAGAUCAAUACGAACGAGGCCGUGCACUCGCUCGCCUUCUCCAUCAUACCAAGCAAUAUGGACGAAGACAGCGUGCUGUUGGACGUGAACGGACACGAGUACGGCAGUAUCCAGCUGCUCGUCUUUGGUGGUGUACUGCAGCUGCAGGUGACCAAUGAUCCCGAUUUCGAAUCGCAGACCAACACAGCAACACUUCCCGUUCUGUCCACGCAGUUGUGGACGCCGAUAUCGGUGACCAUUGACAACGCCGGUAAAACCGUGGAGAUGACCGUCAACAGUGCCUCGCGGUCCGUUGACUUUCCGAGCAGCUUUGACGCUACCGAGCUGCUCCGGCUGACGGUUGGCGGUGCAUCGCCGACGCGCUUGACUGCACUGGGCAACGCCACGUCGUCCCCUCUUGCUGGUUACCGUGGUUGCGUGAAGACGUUUGCCAUCAACGACGACAGCGCCGAACUGUUGCCUAGCAACGCCGUCGACGUCAACGACAGCGUUUCCACGGUGCUGCCGCAGUGCCUGGCGUGCAAUGUGUUCAACGAGACAUGCCACACUGGCGGCCGCUGUAUCAACGAAGACGAUCUGACCUUCAAGUGUGACUGCUCGUUGACAGGCAAGAGUGGGAAGCAUUGCUUGAACGAACCUGCCGCAGUUACAUUCAAUGCAAGCGGCUCGCUCAUCUACAACGUAUCGCAAAGCGGCGACGAAGCAGUCGCCGACGUCAGCUUCUACUUCCGAUUAUGGCAGUCGCCGCAGCCUCAGCCUAAGACGCUGCUCGUGUCGGUGAUUGGCGCUGCGAGCUCGUACGACGUUGUUCAGGAAGACAACGCCAAGUUAGCGGUGCACCGUGUCGCCGCUGGAACACGCGUGAGCCUCGGCUCGGUCGAAUACUCGCUCGCCAAUCUGAACGAGAUACGCAACUUCCAGUACCUACCCGUGCGCUUUACGCUUCGGAAAAACUCACUGCGAUUGAAAGUCGGCGGGAACGACGCAUUCGAUAGUGACAUCGAUGCAUUCUCCGCGGUUAAAGUCCAUUUUGGCAUGCCGGCAUCGGACGAACUGGACUCACCGGUUGGUCACUUCAAGCAGAUAAUCAUUAACGCUGCGCAGAUCAUUACGGAUGCCAGCACCGUGAGCAGUGGUGUUUCGCUCGGCGAGUUGCCGUUCGAUACGUACACGAUCUCGUUCACCGAUGCGACAGUCAGCAAGUCCGCCACCCUGGACAAGCCUGUGGAGUCAGUACAGAUAGCCAUACGUCCGCGUCCGCAUGAGAACGACGCCAAUGCCUGGGCACUGCUGACAGUCAGGACAGGUGACCUGGUCUUCUCCGUCAUGAAAAACGCCGGAGAGGAUUCCGUUACGUUGACGGCAACGAGCACUGAUGGCAACACUGUUGGCGGUGACCAACCGUCUGUGUCUGUGCCUCUCGACGUCUCGAUGCCGAGCAAGUGGCAGAACAUCGCGCUCGCCAUCCAGUCCGACAAGGCCACCAUUACGAGCGAGAGCACAGAAACCCUUUCCUGGGGUGGGUCGCUUAACCCCGCCAAGCAGGACGCGGAAAGUUCUGUCACAGUAGGCGGUCCGAGCGUGGGCCUUCCCGGCUAUCUAGGCUGCGUCGAGUCGAUGUUCGUCAACAGUGAGUAUGUCGACCUGCACCGCCUGCCCGUCUCUGGACUAGCCGAGGACGUUGAGCCCGAGGAGCAAACGAGUGUCGUUGCGGGCUGCCCCGAGUGCCAGUUCUCCAGCCCCUGCCAGCACGGUGGUGUGUGCGUUGACCUGCCUCGGGACCAGGUCGGCUGCGAGUGUGACACGACAGCGUACCGCGGUGUGCACUGCGCAAAACGUGCUACAUCCGUGACCAUGUUUGGCAACAGCAGCAUCACGUACAGUCCGUCACCGGCCGUCAUGCUGCGCCGCUUCUACCUGCACUUCCGACAGUGGCAGGCCGCGGUGGGCGACUUUGCCGUGCUCGCCAGGCUAUCGGUCGUCGGCCAAGCCAGCGUGCUGUCGCUCCAGGCCGAUAGAGACAUGGUGCGCUUGGUGGAAGGCGAGAGCACACUGGCGGAGUUGGCAAUCGAGAACGCAGGAAAGUUCCGUUACUCUCUGGUCAGCGUUGACCUGACAACCAACACACUGCUACUGGCGGAAAGCAAGGUUUCGGCGGCCAGGAACGAUCGUGCCGUGGCCUUCACUCCGUCCGCAAGCUACCAGAAGGCGUUGGCAAGCGCGGUCGUUUCCGAGUCGUUUGUGGGCCACAUGCGCGAGAUCACAGUCAACGAUGUCCAUGUGCUCGAUUCGAAUCAGACUCAGCUCGACAGGUCACUGUUGUCGGAACGUUCUUUUGACCCGUACACGGUAUCGCUGACGCCGGAAUCCUUCCUAGCGCUGAGCAUUGAUCAGGAGCUACACACCAUGGAGCUGUCCGUGCUGCUGCCGUCGAGCGAGACUCCAGGCAUGGUGACGCGCAUCGCAGGUAUCGGCACUCCCCUCGGAUUCAUCUCUCUUCUCGCCGUGGACGACACAUUGAAGAUUGGCGUGGCUAGCGAUCAAGACGGUAACGGCGAGUCUGUUGUCGACUUCCCGCAGCCAGUCGCCAGUAUCCAGGACGACGUGAACCGGAGAAUCCGUCUCCAUGCCAACCAGCAAACGCGUAUAAUCCGCGUAACCGUGUCAACAGGGGACGGCCAGGAUGCGGUCCAGUACCACCUGAAUGUCAGCCAUCUGACUGUCGCCACUAGCGACGACUCACGUGGUACGGUCACUCUGGGACACCCAACGGACACCAAUGCGAUCAAUUUCUGUAUUGAGAACCUGUACGUGAACAAGGAACCGCAGAACCUGCACGACGAGCUGUCGCGCUUCGAGUUCUCCGUCCAGCCGAGCGCCGCACGCUCCCGGCCCAUCACUACCUUCUGCGAGCUGUGCACGCUCGAGCAGCAGCGUGGCUUCUGUCGCAACGGCGGCGAGUGUUCGCGUGGCGAGGACGAGCAGCGCUACUGUACGUGCUCCGGCCAAGAGUUCUUCGGCCUGCACUGCGAACAAAGUGUUGCUCCGUUCACGUUCCAUGGCAGAGAUGGAGAGGUCGUCACCUACCCGAAGGCUGACAGCGGUGCAGCGUCGCGGCGCGUUUCCAGCGUUCAGUUCUCUUUCCGAGCGUGGAACCCACUGGGGGCACGCUCCGUCGUGACCUUGGUGCGCGAUGGCGGAGCGGUUGCUUGGCUGUAUGUCGACUACAGAGGCAUAUGGCUGGCUGCAGACACGACGCCUGGCGAGCCCGUCAGACUGCGCGAGUUCCCGCGCCGACCGGCGUUUGAAUACAUCCCAGUCGAUGUUGUAGUUAAUCUGGACUCGAUUACAACUACGCUCGGCGAGGACGAUGCCGUCACGAUCCGAAUUGUUCCCGGCAGCGUCAAGAGUGUCCAGUUUGGCAAGCCCGCAGCAGUGGAGCAGGACGGGCAAGAACAGUUCCGCGGCCAUAUCAAGGAUGUGCUCGUUAAUGAGGCUCGCCUCAAUGGUCGUGACGACGAUGAAAACUUUGCCCUCAGCCAGGUCAGUCCCGGCGAGGAGGACUUCAACCACAAGGGCUGGCUGCUCGCCGACAGUUUCAUCCGCAUUCCUCUCUCGCCGCACACCGACUCUCUUUCGUUUUUAGUUCACCGCGACAGUGACACCAGCGUCGGUGACGGUGGUGCAGCAGAACGUACGGUGGCUGUCCUGUCAAGCAGUGGCCAAGCGCUGCUCACCGUUCUGUCCACUCGAGAUGCUAAGCUCAAGUACGUUGUCACCGGUGGUGAGUCCGUGGAGAAGGACGCCAGUGACGGCUGGACUUCGACCAGUGUCACCCUUCGCCCGCUGCAAGGAGAGAUUCAAGUCGAGGAGCGCCUGUUCAAGAUAAACGCGUUUGAACUGGACGAUGCCUCUCUGCUUCUAGGAAAGGCCGCCGCUGGCUCUCCGUCCACGGACGCAUACGUCGGCUGUGUUCAACAUGUGCGUAUCAACGACCGUGUGGUUGACAUCAUCUCCAGCGGGGAUAGCCAUGGCACACCAGUAUCCACUUGCCCGCUGUGUCGUAUUCAGCAACAAUGUUCCAGAUCAAGUCUGCAAUGUGCGCCGGACAACCGAGAUGCAUGCGUUUGUGACCCCGGCAAAGAAGGAGCUGACUGCAACAGCGAUGUGUCUUUCGCGACGCUCUUUGGAAACAACUCGCUGCAGUACCGCAUCGAGGAUGGCUCUGAGCACCUACAGUUUUCCUACCGUGCCUGGCCGCUAGCGAAACUGACGCAUAUCCUAGCGCUGCAGGACAUCAAUCACAGGGUCACUCUGCACAUACAGGAAACCGAGAACUGUGUACGUGUUUCGUGGCGCACAGCCGUCACCGGAGAGUUCCAAACGCGGGACGUUUUCUGCGAUUCGGACAAGAUGCGAAAGUUUGAGUACAGAACCGUCGACCUGGGCCUGUCCCGUCGCCAGGCGACCACGUACAUCCGGCUACGUAUGGCUGGUGAGCCCGACGUUGAACCCAACGUGGCAAUUACAGACGGUGCAUUCCCACCGCAUGUGUACUUGAGUACUGGCAUACCUCCGGAAGCUGACGCGUUCCCGAAGGAUUACGAUACCGGCGUUCCGUUCACUGGACACUUUAGAUCGCUGAUGCUCGAUGGCGUACCGGCAUUCCAGACGAUCGGCUCGGAUCCUCGGUUCGUAGCCGAACCAGCGCAGGGAGAGAUUCCCUUUGUGGGCGAGCGCCUCGUACAGCUGCCCACAACAGCAGCAUCAGCAACGCCUGGAUCGAUUGCCACGACGCAAGGUGCCAAGGAGAAGAGCGGUGGUGGUGCUGGUCUCUGGUGGAUACCGAUCAUCAUUGUUAUUCUCAUCAUUCUGAUAAUCAUCAUAAUUGUUAUCGUGUAUCGCCGCUACAAGAAGCAACGCGACGAGAAGCGGGAGCGGGAGGCGGCGGAGAAACGCGGCGAGAGCGACGCUUGAUUGGCGCUGGGCACACACGGAGCGCUGGAUGCACAGCUCUGUAAGAAGAGCUACUGUUGCUGUGUUGAGAGCCGCCGGGUGUAUGUGCCGUGUGGUGCCGCCCAGUGCCCGUCCAGCUGCCCUACUUGGCAACCUCUCCGCCCAUACAGCGGCAGCUCAGGCAGACGUUUUAACUCAAAUUCUAGGUGCUCGCUGACGGUUUCAAAUUGUCCUAUGUUGUAAUUGCUGGCCUUUUCACGGAUCAUUCCACUCUUAUAAUGACUGCUUUUAGGAGAAGACGUGACUUGAAAGUGAUUUCAAAAUAUUGAUUAUCAGCAGGGACAGAACGAAGUGCUUGCGCUUUCAAAUGUCUCGCUACCGGAGACAAUUCUGCAAUAAUUAACACCGCUAAUUGGAGCAAUAUCUGCCACACGGUUUGCGUGUGUGCGUGUGUGUGUGUGUGUGUGUGUGUGUGUGUGUGUGUGUGUGUGUGUGUGUGUGUGCACAAGUUUCUAUGUCUAGCAUAGCUGUUCGCAAUCAAUGCUUCCGGGCUGGGCAUGUCUGAGUCUGUAUGUGUGUGUGUGUGUGUGUGUGUGUGUGUGUGUUUGUGUGUGUGUGUGUGUGUGUGUGUGUGUGUGUGUGUGUGUGUGUGUGUGUGUGUGUGCACGUGUGUGCACGUAUUUGUGUGUGGGUGAGUUGGUGCUUUUUUUAGUGCACCUUCCAGCUGCAAGCUGUUCAUCGGCCUUAGCCAGCGACUCCAAUUACUAAACCUUUCCUAUCCACACCAUUCCCCGCUGCCAUGGUGACCAGGUAUACCAAACUUUUUUUCAAUUAUUUCAUUCCCUCCCCAAAGUUUGGUCCCAGCCCAUGGUGUUGCGUAAUCAACUUGCUGCAAUCUUGGCCGCCAUAAUCUCAUUUUGCCUUAGGCAAUCAUUUAAAGACACGGUGCAGUCAUGUACAUGUAUACCUAGGUGGAUUUUAUCUUUUGGCCAGUAUGCCUACUGCUCA
Messenger RNA from Sycon ciliatum, 10126 nucleotides. RefSeq lists its product as uncharacterized. The record is from RefSeq and is a predicted model, not a curated record. The transcript is spliced from 18 exons. Bases 314 to 9139 code for a protein of 2941 amino acids. Gene Ontology annotation, molecular function: calcium ion binding. Lineage: Eukaryota; Metazoa; Porifera; Calcarea; Leucosolenida; Sycettidae.